Bursaphelenchus xylophilus (pine wood nematode) is the source of this 537-nucleotide messenger RNA. Lineage: Eukaryota; Metazoa; Nematoda; Chromadorea; Rhabditida; Aphelenchoididae. The record is from the annotation of a GenBank genome assembly.
AUGUCACGAACUUCGAAGAAACGUUUUAUGAGUAAGAGAAUGGACUCGGAAUUCUUCUUCCCCGAGGAAAAUCAACUAAUUGGGCGCGUCUUAUCCUCCAAAGGCCGAGAUUUGUUGGAGAUCGAAGACGAAAAUGGUCAAACAUAUCUUGCCAGUAUGCCCACCAAGUUCCGGAAUACAAUCUGGGUGAAGAGAGGGCAAUUUGUUUAUCUUCUUCCAAUCGAGGAAGGGGAUAAAGUCAAGGCAGAAAUACAACACGUCUUGGACCCGGAGACUGUUUUGUAUGUGAGAGAACACAAGAAAUGGCCGAAGCAUUUCGAAGAUGAUGCUAUGAAGAUGACGAGAGGGUUCAAACGAGGUGGUGGAGGUGAAAAUACGAUCGAUGAUGACAUGAUGCCGCCAAGUGGAUCAGAUGAGGAAGAUCUUGAAGAUGAAGAGUCGGACAACGAAGGAGAGGAGGAUGAAGAUGUCAGUGAUGAGGACGAGGCCGAGUUCUCUACAUUCAACCCAAAUCGUGCUGCCGCACCCAACAAAUGA